CGGCACUCCUGAGCUGUGACCGCGCAACGGUGCGCAGACAUCAGAGCGCAGAGAAGCGGCUUCGCAUGGCACAUCUGCUUUCUCUGUAGUUGCACCCUUAAUCAGAACCAAUUCGCCUCUCACGGAUUUUCGGAAACCCUGUUGUAUUUUUAGAAAUAGUCAAUAAAGCUCGGUUGGUCAAGCGAUCUCAUCGUCUAAAGCAGAAGACAGAACAGAAUGAACAACAGAGAUCGCUGGAGAGUGUACAAGAGGGUGUGUGCCAUGUUCUUCCUGGCUGUGGUGGCGCUCACCAUUGUCCAGAGAGGCAGCAUCAACAUGGGGACUCCAUUUGAGUUAGAGAGGCUGGCUCGUAUGCACGCCUCCCCGGCAGAUGGACCCAGAGCCCCUCCAGAGGAGGGACCUAGCUUGCACCUGGGGUUAAAGAGCUUCUGGAAGGCUGGCAGGCAGAAGCCAAAGGCCAAAGCCUGGGCCACCACACAGGAGCCCGGGGUUACCGACGACACCAGCCCCGGUAACUGGGACGUGACCAGCUCCAACUGCAGCGCCAACCUCAACCUGUCAAGCCAGGCUUGGUUCCAGGCGCUUGAGGACAACUUCAAGCAAUUCAUGCUUUAUCGCCACUGCCAUUUUUUCCCUAUGAUUCUCAACCACCCAGAGAAGUGCACGGGGGAGAUUUAUUUGCUCAUGGUGAUUAAAUCGGUGGCCACCCAGCAUGACCGCAGAGAAGUCAUCCGAAAAACCUGGGGUAAGGAGCAGGUGGUGGACGGGAAGAGGAUAAAAACCUUGUUCCUGCUUGGUACGCCUUCAAAUGUUGAAGAAAGAGCUAAUCAUCAAAAACUUGUAGAGUAUGAGAACUAUAUCUAUGGAGAUCUUCUUCAGUGGGACUUCUUAGACAGUUUCUUCAAUCUGACACUUAAAGAGACUCAUUUUCUCAAGUGGUUCCACACCUACUGCCCUAGAGUGCAGUAUGUCUUCAAGGGGGACGAUGAUGUCUUUGUAAGUGUGGAGAACAUUUUGGAGUUUCUAGAAGGCAGCAGCCAUGACAAGAACCUGUUUGUAGGGGAUGUGAUUUUCAAGGCCAAGCCCAUUCGAAAGAAGGAAAACAAAUAUUACAUCCCUCAUGCUCUCUAUAAUAAAACCUACUACCCCCCGUAUGCCGGAGGCGGAGGGUUUCUCAUGCAUGGGACGCUUGCGAGGAGGCUUCACUGGGCCGCAGAGACCCUUGAGAUCUACCCCAUUGACGAUGUAUUCUUGGGUAUGUGCCUGGAAGCGCUGCAGGUCACGCCUGUAAAACACAAUGCCUUCAAGACAUUUGGCUUAGUGAAAAACAAAAACAGUAAAAUGAACCGGGAGCCCUGUUUCUUCAAAAACAUGAUAGUAGUGCACAAGCUCCUCCCGUCGGACCUCAUGCGCAUGUGGCAUCUGGUCAACAGUGAACUGAACUGCUCGAAGAAAGUAGAACUCCUAUAGCUCCGGGAGAGUUAAAGACGAAACCCUGUAGAUGAACUUUACCACAGAGAGCACCAAAGGGAAAUGCUGCCAAAUGCAGCGAGCAACAAAGCAAACUUCCAAGUAAACUCUCCUUUAUGACUCUUUGGAGAGAGUCGAAGAGCGUUUUUAAUUUGUCCAAGUAAAUUAUUGCCAUUUUUAAAGGUUCAUAAAGAAUUGUGGGGUUUAUAUGUAUGUACUGAGAACUCUGUUAGUGUUCAUAUUCAUAGACAGUAUCUACCCCAAUCACAUUUUUAAUCUGAUAAUAUGCAGCUGCAGGCUCUGCUGCAAAUGUUCAAAAAUGGCCUCACUGUGCCACAAGCAAUGAUAGAUGACUUACUCCUCACCCUUUUUGUGGUCCAAACAACAAUUCUUCCACUGUCCUCUCUUUUAGAUUAUUACUAAUUAUAAACUUAAGUUUCCAAAGCACACACGGUGCAUUAUCAAAACAUGUUUUACUGUAUUUGCUGCAACAUCGGAAAGCAGUUCAAAUCAAGUUUACUUGCAUAGCACAUUUCAGCAACAACACACAGUUCAAAGUGCUUUACAUGGCAAAAACAAAACGCCACGAGCAAAGACAAAAGAAGCUUUAUGUUACUGCAGCAAAAGUAAAAAGUUGCAGUGCAGACUAGAAUUCAUUUGCAUCCACUUAAUAAUCAAAGACAACUCUAAACAAAUGGGGGUUUAACUUUGCUUUAGAGCAACUUUGUUCAAGAAAAAAGUAUGACUGCAUUAUGUUUAAGUAAAAGACCCAAAUGUUUCAUUUGAAAUCAAGGUUGCUUUUGCUCCAGCAUGCAGCUAGAUGCUCUGAGCUGCCUCCUUUUGGGUAAUAGAAGCUAAAUGCUGGAGUUUCAGAUGAGCAAACAACUGCAUUAAAACAACAAACCAGUUUCCUAACUUGCAUUAAUCAAUAUAGCUACAUGGCUUUCUUUCAAGGCAAAACAGUUAUGUUGUUAUAUGUUAUAAUACAGCUGGACUGGUUUAAUGUAAAGUAUUUAGUUUUUGUUCAGAGUUUUGUUUGAGUCAUUUAAAGCAGGUCAAAUAAAACCCAAACAAUAUUUAUUUGAAAAGAAAAAACUAAAAACAAUUGUAUGAAAUUAAAUUAAAGUGGUGUGGUGGUGCGUUUGAUUUGUUAUGAAAAUUUCAUCACACUUGAGUGUUUUCUAGUGACAAGUUGGAAAACUGGUGGAAAUUAUUAGGUGGAUUGGUGCUAACUAUGGGAAACGUAAGACAAAGCUGUGCAUUUCUCUCCACUAAAAGUGUUCAAAUAAUAAAGGAAGUUGUUUAGAGAUAUGGAUUUUACAGCACUAAGUGAUCUGUUUGUGUCUCCUUAAACAUGGUCUGACUGGUUUAAGGAGAGACAAACUAUCAGAGUUGCUCAUAGAUUUUAUACUUUCAGCCUUGACAGAAAUGUAUUUGUCGUAGAACUCUGGAUUAUGCAGCUACUUCCGACUUUUUUGAGUUGAAAUUAUGAUUUUUAUUUUCAUUUUUCCAACUAGGAACUCAGAAAAUCCAACUUCUGUGGACAAAGACAGCGCACCAUACGGGCGUGAUUUAUGCUUAUGUCAGUCAUUGUUAAAUGAAAACAGAUCAAAUAUAAAAUUAAGAAACGUGAAAGAAUAAAUUAUUUAACAGACCUAAACUCAAAUAAAUAUGUCUUACUUAAGUUAGUGUACUGCGAGCCAAGGUUGUUUUUUGGUUGUACUUGAUUUAAAGCAAGAAAAAAAAAUGCUUUGAAAUUGGCUACUUUUUCAAUCGCUAUGUUAUCUACCCUAAAUAAUAUCUAAAUUGGAUAUAUAUAGCUGGGUUUACUUUGAAUAAAUGCAAUAUUUUAGAGAUCAUACUGAAAUACUUUAAAAAAAAAAAGUCAGAACAUUUAAACAUUGCUGAGCGCCUUAUGUAUGUUAUUCUGAAACUUCAAAAUUGCAGAAAUGUCAAAAUAUUCAGUGUGUCAUAUUGAGGCAUAUUCUUUCAAUAUCAAUGGCCACCUUUAGAACAUCUGUUGCUUUGGAACAUGUCUGGUUUAAUCUAGAGGUCUACUGGAUAUAUAUAUAACUUUAAAAAAAACAUCUUUAUACCUGUUUCACACAUUAAGUCUGUGGAUUUAAGUGCUGAUAUACUUGACAUAAAUUUAUGAAAGGGAGGUGACAAUAACACUGUGAAUUUCAAACUGUUGCUGGUACGAUUGUAUGGCAUCUGUUGCCCCCCAGUAAAAGAAGGGGGGCAAAUGUGGGAGUUCUUGAAUUUAUUUAAAUGUAACAAUGUAAACUUCUGUGAUUACAACCCCAGGUGGCAGGGGUGUAGUGGGUGGUGAUUAAGACUAAGUCAUGUAAAUGUAUGUAAUACUGACGCACACGUGUGUAUAUAUUUCUAUAUACACACAUACAAUGUAUGUACAAGUGAUGUUUUCUGUAAAUAAACCUUUUCACAAUCUUAACGAUCAA
Messenger RNA from Poecilia latipinna (sailfin molly), 3932 nucleotides. RefSeq names its product UDP-GlcNAc:betaGal beta-1,3-N-acetylglucosaminyltransferase 7 (gene b3gnt7). The record is from RefSeq and is a predicted model, not a curated record. The transcript is spliced from 2 exons. Gene Ontology annotation, biological process: poly-N-acetyllactosamine biosynthetic process; protein O-linked glycosylation. The coding region runs from base 217 to 1470 and encodes 417 amino acids. Gene Ontology annotation, molecular function: hexosyltransferase activity; UDP-glycosyltransferase activity. Gene Ontology annotation, cellular component: Golgi membrane. NCBI's taxonomy places the organism in Eukaryota, Metazoa, Chordata, Actinopteri, Cyprinodontiformes, Poeciliidae.